AUAAUAUUAUAAUAUCAUUAUUACACCUAUAGGCUAUAUGUAUAUGCAUGCAGUAUGUAAUAUACGUUUUUGAGUAUUUAGAGUUAUUUUACUUACCUUGUUUGACUGUAUCUACUUUUCCCAUGCCAAACGUAAACAACGAAAUAUUCUCACGUUAAACACGAUUUUGCAGACACCCCUUACUAUCUAAACGAUUAUGGAACUUUCUGGAUUUUGUCGGUUUUGUCUCAACGAAGACGGUACGAAAAAACCCAUUGUAGGCGACUCCGACGAUUUGGUUCAGAAAAUAAAUUUUUGUUUGCCCAAUAAAUUUUCAGAAGAAGAUUCAUUACCAAAAUUGAUAUGCAACAGUUGCCACAUAAAACUUAUGGAUACAUACAAAUUUUUUAUGUGUAUUCAAGAUACUGAAAAUCAUUUUCAUGGCCUCUUGAAUCAAAUGAAACAGACGCCAAGCGAUAGUGAAACAGAAAUAAAAACACCAGAAGUUACCAAACCAAGUAAAAGGAAAUCUGGACCAUGUAAACGUAUAUCCGUCAAGUCUACUAAAAAAAGUGCUGUUGUUGAAGAACCUUUACAACCUGUCGUUAAUAGUGAAACUGUUGAAAAACAAGACGUCGAUAGCAAACAAAGUAAGCCUCAGCAUGUUUGCGAAAUAUGUGAUAGACAAUUCCAAAAUCUUUUAGCGUUUAACACGCACGUUUUAAACCAUAAUAACGAACCUCCUUCUAUAUCUUGUGAAUCCUGCGGUUACACCACUCAACACCGUUCGUCAAUGUAUCGUCAUCAAAAGCGCCACCUCAAACAAUCAAAGUUUACUUGUUCGGAAUGCAAUAAAAAUUUCAUUACAGAAAGUUUGCUCAACGAACACAAGAACAAACAUACGGGCGACAAGCCGUUCAAGUGCGAAGCGUGUAAGAAGUCAUUUUCAUUGUCACGUUACUUAGCCACACACAUGAGACUUAUACACGGCGACACAAUAUCCUACGUGUGCAAUCAGUGUGGCCGUAAAUUUGACGACAGGAGUUCACUCGCUUUGCAUCGCCGUACACACAAGCGAGCCAUGUCGUGUCUCUGCGAUAUAUGCGGUAAAGAAUUGUCCAGCAGGGAACAUCUUAAGCUUCAUAAAAGGCUGCAUACCGGAGAAAAACCUAACGUUUGCACUUAUUGUGGUAAAGGCUUUGCUAAACAAUGUACUCUGGUAUUGCACCUGAGAACGCAUACCGGAGAAAAACCUUAUCAAUGCGACCAGUGCGGCAAAACCUUUUCACAACGAUCGUCGUAUGUCAUACAUUAUAGAAAGCAUACGGGCGCCAGACCGUAUGUUUGUGCUUGUGGUAAUGGAUUUGUGUGUAGAGCCAUGUUAAGUGCACACGAAAAAACGUGUGCUUUUGUUUUUCCUAUGAAUAUGUAUCAGACUAUGUAUUGAAUUUUCUCUUUUUAUUAACACUCUAUUUUUCUUUUAAUACUGUACAUAAAAAAUAAAAUAAAACCCUCUUGAGAAUCAUUGAAUAUUUCUUCCAUAGGUAUAAUAAACAAAAAAAUGUUUAUAUUGUUACUGACUACAUGUAGGUUUUAUACAGUUACGUCAAGUUUUUUCUUACUAUUAUACAUGAUUAAAAAACUUAUUCAUAGCUUAUAAUAUUAUGUAGUAAACCAUAGUAAUGAGUUUCCUAUAAAGUA
Molecule: messenger RNA, 1680 nt
Organism: Adelges cooleyi (spruce gall adelgid)
Lineage: Eukaryota; Metazoa; Arthropoda; Insecta; Hemiptera; Adelgidae
Product: zinc finger protein OZF-like
Exons: 4
Coding region: 197-1426 (409 amino acids)
Biological process (GO): regulation of transcription by RNA polymerase II
Cellular component (GO): nucleus
Molecular function (GO): DNA-binding transcription factor activity; RNA polymerase II cis-regulatory region sequence-specific DNA binding; zinc ion binding
Source: RefSeq, a predicted model, not a curated record